This is a messenger RNA of Magallana angulata, 3536 nucleotides long. RefSeq lists its product as uncharacterized. Bases 121 to 2592 code for a protein of 823 amino acids. Gene Ontology annotation, molecular function: protein binding. NCBI's taxonomy places the organism in Eukaryota, Metazoa, Mollusca, Bivalvia, Ostreida, Ostreidae. The transcript has 16 exons. The record is from RefSeq and is a predicted model, not a curated record.
GUUGCCAUGAAACCUUCGAAAACAAUAUGGCCGACAGAGUACCUGCGUAGACAUUCUUUGAUGCCUGCUAACUGAUUAUGGUUAUGAAUUAAAUUUAUUAAUGUGCACCACAAUUGGAAAAUGAAGAUGGAUCAAAGACUGCUAAACCCAGCUGUUGAAGUAGAAAAAUUCUCUAAACUUGGUACUCAAGAUCUUCAAAACAACCACCCAGAGAGAGCACUAGAGUCGUUCAAGUAUGCCUUCAAACGUUCAAGAGAACUGGAGGAUGAUGGUUAUACAGAACGAGCUUGUGCAUUCAACUUAGGUGCUGUCUACAUUGCCUUAGGGAAUGGCAAGAAGGGAAUUGAAAUCCUGAACAAAGCGCUUCCCCCAGACAAUACCAGAGAGGGAAGGUCAAAUGGGGACCUAUUCUUCAACCUAGGACUUGGGUACGAGAAUGUGGGAAAUUCAGAGGAGGCAGUCAGAAAUUUCAAAAAGGCUUUGGAGGAGUAUAAAGUAGAGAGGGAUAAUGUCCAGAUGGAGGCUGAAACUCUGGAGAAGCUAGGGCAGCUGUAUCUCAAGACCAAGAACAGGUUUGCUGUGGAUACUUUUGAUCAAUUAGCUCAGGCGUAUGAUAUCUUAAAGAACCCAGCAAAGCAAUUAUGGGCUCUGACAGAAAAGGCAAAUCAGCAGUUUGCAAACAGUUUGGAAGAGGAGGCAGAAAAAUCUGCAGAGGAGUGUCUAAAGCUAGUUGAAAAUUGUGGAUCAUCUGUGAACAUUGGUACAAUCCUCAAUGAUUUAGGACUGAUAUUCACCCAGAGACAAAAGUAUGACAGAGCAGUGUCCUGCUUUGAGUCGGCUCUCCCUAUGGUGGAGGGACCAUCAGGAGAUGGCAAGCAACUGGCUGUCAUCUUCCAGAACCUGGGGGCCACCUUCAACUUCCUUGGGAAUUACCAAAGGGCGGUGGAGUACCAUGAAAAAGCUGCAGAUAUGUAUGCUAAAUUGCGCAACAGAACCAGUCAAGGACAAUGCUUCGCAAACAUGGCUUUUGCAUACAGUCAGCUUGGAGACAUCCAUAAUGCUGGAGAGGCCUUUCUUCAUGCUUUUCAAGCAGCAAAAGAUUCAGAUGAUAAGAGGACUCAAUGGCAAGUGUGUGAAGGACUUGGGGCUGUCUGGUUUAACCAGAAGAACAUCAAGAAAGCAGUGGAGUACUUUCAGAAAGCCCUGACCUUGGUAGCAUCAUCAGAGCCCUCCAAAACGGUGGCACAGAACAGAAUUGUGGCCAAGAUAACACUGGCUCUACAGACCCAGGUCCAGAAGGAGAGUGCUCCAGUUGUAGAGAAGGUAAAUCGUGGUGAGGCCAAAAUUAUUCGGAGAACUCCAGUGAAAGAGUCAUUCAUAAAGAAGGAAGUAGCCGUUCCUGUACAAUCCAGCCCCAUGGCUGCAGUUGGAUCUUCUCCUAAACAUGAAAGAUUUAGCACCCCAAAACACAAGGCUAAACAUGUCAGCUAUGGGUUUGUACCAGUGGCAAGGAAGGGCUCAUCACUGCGGUAUGAGAAGGUAGCCAGAGGCUUGAGCAAGGACACCAUUAUAACAGACACAUUCAGAUCAAGCACAAGGAGCUCCAUGAUUGACAUUGAAUCAGAAUCAGAAGAAGAUUCAGAGGAGGAGGCAGAAGAGGAGGAGGAGGAGGAAGAAGACUUUGACAUUGACAAGACCAUUCAUCAAACUGAGACACCCAAAAUCAUGCGAGGGAGGGAUGAGAGCAGGGCUAGCUCCAACAGUAUAAAGAAUACAAGCAGACGGCAAAGUGUAAAAGCAGCUCAAGUUCAAGGUCUCCACAAUGUUUCAACAGAAAGCUCAGAUUCAUCAGAAUCUGAGGAAGACACAGCGAGAAAGGAGGAAGAUGAAGAUGAUCAAACAGCAGUCAAAGAAGCAAUGAAAAAACAGCUCCACAGCCAGGGGAGCUCGGACAGUGACUCGGAUAGCACUCCUCAGACAAUCAGAAGUUUCAAAAAAAGGCAAGAUGAAGAAGAAAGUGACCCUGAUAGCUCAGAGGAUGAGGCUCCUCCACUUCCAACUCAGUCCCCUCCUGUGACUACUAAACCACUGGCAGGUACAUACGAGUCGCCAGGGAAGGUGCAGGAAAAGAGAAUUCAUUACGCAGAUGUGGAACACUCUAAAUCUCCCAGACCAGGAGGUAAAAAGCUUGUCAAGCAUCCUGAUCAUAGCUCUCAUCAUCCUAAUUUCUUGAGUGAUCAAGUAGAUAGCACCAGUAGCUCAGAGGGAAGCAAUGAUGAUGAUGAUGAUGACGAUGAUGAAAAUGAUGAUGAAGUCGGUCAAUCCCUGGUUAAGAAAAGUGGGGGCUUGCAGGCUAGUGGGACAUAUCAUGAAAUAGAAAUGGGUACAAUGCAAGGUCAAGGUUCACCUGAGGACGACGACCCUCUGUACCAGUCCAUUCCUGCCAGGACUGACUCUGCAAGAUCACGUGAAUCUUUAAGAUCACGUGAAUUCGAGAUAGACACGCCCACUUUUGAGAAAGGGCCAAGAUUUCAGAAUUAUUCUGAUUUACCUAGAGGAGUGAAUGUAGAGUCUGCCGCUGCUGAUGAGUAGGGAUGUUCACCAGUUCCAAGAACAUCAAAGACUGGUCAGACAGAGGAGGGAGUUGGAGGAACAAAAUGCUGCCUCUAACGACAGCAAGACCUGCGCCAUUAUGUGAACGAACUUUUGGGGAUAAUGUUUUAGAAUUUAAAGUAAAACACUUUAAAAAUGUAGCAAUUUAUAAUCAUAGAUUUCUUAGAAUGCAUUUUUGUUGGAUCACCCACUAAAUGACUUUACUCAAUGCUUAUGUGUUGUAAAUUACAAACACACUGAACUUGGGUAAAAAUUGCAACGUUUUUCAUUUAUCUUAUUCAGAUGUUAAAAGAAGUAAUCGAAAAAACCUGUAGUUAGGAUGUGCUAUAUAAUGACCUUAUUUUAAUUAGAUUAAUGAUGGAGGCAUCCUAUUUUUUUUUUUAGUUUUUUUUUAUUAUUUUUUUUUUUUUAUCAAAUUUAGCAUGUGCGUCAAAUCAAAUUAUCAUGGCUGUGUAUCAUGGUAGGUUUUAGCCACUAACGACCACCUGCUCUUAACAUUGGAGAUUAUUUGCAUAAAUUUUAAAACUACAACACUACUCAAUUCACACGUAUUCAUUUUGGGUGUAUGGUGCAGUAUUCAUCUCUAUGUUUGUACUUAAAGAACAUAAUAUCGUGAUCAUAUUUCGCAGUCAUAUUUAUGCUUUCAGUACGAAAUUCGGAGCUUUCUAACGUGCUAACAUUUGUAUACGUUUAUGACUUUUUUUGACAGGUUUAGUAAUCAGUAUAUGUAUAGAUACGUGAUUAGAAUCACAUCAGAAUAAUUCUUAAUAGUACAUGUAUAUAUACACCAGGGAUUGUUUUUUCAUUUAAAUGCAAUGCUAUUAAUAUUGUUAUUUUAAGAAUAUUCUGUGAUAAAUGACCGUGAUAUGUCUCACUUAACAUGCUCUAUGUUUAUUACUUGAAAUAAAGUAAACUUUACUAUA